AGCUGCUCUAGCGUGUCCCGGAGCAGAGCCAGACAUAUUUGAGAUUUGGAUCUAACUAAAGACCUUAGAGAUUCCGGCGCAGCUAUGUCGGUGUUAGAAGAAACCCGACCGUUUGCUCAGCAGUUAUCCAACGUCUACUUUACGAUACUUUCACUUUUCUGCUUUAAACUCUUUGUGAAAAUCAGCCUCGCCAUCCUCAGUCAUUUCUACAUCGUGAAAGGCAAUCGCAAAGAAGCAGCCCGCAUAGCGGCUGAGUUCUACGGAGUAACCCAAGGGCAAGGUUCUUGGGCAGACAGGUCCCCACUGCAUGAAGCAGCAAGUCAAGGUCGUCUUCUCGCUCUGAGGACAUUGCUGUCACAGGGUUAUAAUGUAAAUGCAGUAACUUUAGACCACGUCACCCCACUGCACGAAGCCUGCCUGGGAGAUCACGUGGCGUGUGCCAGGACCCUUCUAGAAGCUGGAGCAAAUGUGAAUGCAAUCACAAUAGACGGUGUGACGCCACUGUUCAAUGCGUGCUCACAAGGCAGCACGAGCUGUGCAGAGCUUCUCCUGGAAUACGGUGCCAAAGCCCAGCUGGAGUCGUGUCUUCCUUCUCCCACCCACGAGGCUGCCAGUAAAGGUCACCAUGAGUGUCUGGAAAUACUGGUAUCCUGGGGCAUCGAUGUUGACCAAGACAUUCCUCAUCUGGGGAGCCCUCUCUAUGUAGCGUGUAUGUCCCAGCAAUAUCAUUGUGUCCGGAAGCUUCUUUAUGCAGGCGCUGAUGUACAGAAAGGCAAACACUGGGAUACGCCAUUGCAUGCUGCUGCUCAACAAUCCAGUGUGGAGACGGUAAACUUACUGCUGGAGUUUGGAGCAGACAUCAAUGCCAAAAAUGCAGAGCUCCUGAGACCAAUAGAUGUAGCUACUUCCAGCAGCUUGGUGGAAAGAUUGUUGCUUCAGCAUGAAGUGACCCCCAGCUCUCUCAGCCAACUCUGCCGACUCUGUAUCAGAGGCUGCCUCGGGAGACACAGACUACAACUUAUUCCACAACUCCAGCUGCCAACAUUAUUGCAGAAUUUCUUACAGUACCGAUAAAGCAGUAACAUAGUUCCAAAUCCCCGGGAAAUCAAAACUUUCUAUGUCAUUUGCAGAGAGUAUAUUUCAUAUUAAGGUAUGCUAAUAAUAGGAGAAAAAUGACUAUGAGGUUACCCAGUAAAGAGGUAAAAUAACAGUUUAAAUUUUAAGUGUUCUAGUUAGUUCUACUGUUUUGUGCAUUUUUAUUGUCCUUGGAGUAUAGUACAUAUAGUACAUUUUAAGUACAUAUAUACUACUAGUGAUUGCAAUAUAUCAUGUUGAUUUAGAAACAAAAUGA
Molecule: messenger RNA, 1351 nt
Organism: Condylura cristata (star-nosed mole)
Lineage: Eukaryota; Metazoa; Chordata; Mammalia; Eulipotyphla; Talpidae
Gene: ASB5
Product: ankyrin repeat and SOCS box containing 5
Exons: 7
Coding region: 85-1074 (329 amino acids)
Biological process (GO): protein ubiquitination; positive regulation of protein catabolic process; intracellular signal transduction
Molecular function (GO): protein binding
Source: RefSeq, a predicted model, not a curated record